Lathyrus sativus (Indian pea) is the source of this 459-nucleotide messenger RNA. NCBI's taxonomy places the organism in Eukaryota, Viridiplantae, Streptophyta, Magnoliopsida, Fabales, Fabaceae. The record is from the annotation of a GenBank genome assembly.
AUGGCAGAUGUUGAACCCGAGGUUGCCGCACAAGGAGUGCCAAAGAAGAGAACGUUUAAGAAGUUUAGUUUCAGAGGUGUUGAUCUUGAUGCUCUCUUGGAUAUGUCCACUGAUGAACUCGUCAAGCUCUUCUCCGCUCGUGCCCGUAGAAGGUUUCAACGUGGUUUGACCCGCAAGCCUAUGGCACUAAUCAAGAAGCUCCGCAAGGCUAAACGUGAGGCCCCUGCUGGUGAGAAGCCUGAACCUGUAAGAACUCACCUCCGCAACAUGAUCAUUGUGCCUGAGAUGAUUGGUAGCAUAAUUGGUGUUUACAAUGGGAAGACGUUCAAUCAAGUUGAAAUUAAACCUGAAAUGAUUGGCCACUAUCUAGCUGAGUUCUCAAUCUCAUACAAGCCUGUUAAGCACGGUAGGCCCGGUAUUGGUGCUACUCACUCCUCCAGGUUUAUUCCUCUCAAGUGA